AUGGGCUAUGGGCUACGCUCACGGGCUACCAGCAUCUUUCAACUGUAUGGCUCCUUGAAAGCUGGAGGGGUAGCAUACAGCCAAUGGCGUGUGGGCUCCGCACCCUACCGGGCCCACACGUCAGUGGAAGUACAGCUCGUGCCGCAGCGGCACCGGAUCCUCGUUGCAAGUUCUGUUCACACCGCGUCCUAUAUUCAAGGAGAACGGGGGCGUUGGUGUGGUGUGGGUCGUCACCAGCAGUCGCUUGGCCCCCAGUCCUCCUCCACUGCUCCAACUGCUCCAGGCCUCCACAGCUCCCAGCCUGCUCGCUACCCGUGCCGCGCCGUGCGCCUGCGCCUUGCCGCCGUCGCCAUGAAUCACGGCAGGAGACUACCUGCCGGUCCUCUCCCAUCGUUUGAGCAGCGCCUGGGCACCUACGACUGCGACCUGAGCGUCGGCGAGCUGGUGCUGCGAGGCGACGUCGCGAGGCUGUUCGCUCCCAGCAGCGGCGGCGACAGGCCUUUCGACUACAACGCGACCCUCUUGCUCCACAACAAUGGGCGCCGAGUCGUCGUACGGGUCUUUAAGGUGGCGGCCGGCCGGGAGACGCUGCUCGGAGAGGGGUGGGGCGAGAUAUGCGAGGACUUCAACCUGACGCAGGGCGACGUUGCCGUGUUCAGGAAGGCGGCCUUGCAGGACGACCGCACGUUCAUCGCCUGCUUCCUCGAUGCCAACGGCAACCCUUGCCCCAGCAGCUUCGACGCGCUCGACGACCCGCCUUCGUCACCUGAGUUCCAAGUUAACGCGGAUUGGUUGCGGGCACAAGGAGCCGACGAGGCGGGCUGGGGCGGGCAGGCUGCCAAGAGCUGGUGGUGGUGGUCGGGCAUUGCAGGGGGGCGACAUGACCAUCAAGGGAAGCGAUGGAUCUGGCUGUGGAGUGUGGAGCUCGGGAAGGCAGCGACGAGCAUUACAUGGCGACCAAGCUGUUUGUGAAGGCCGAGCAUUACAUGGCGGAGCAUUACGUACUCUCACUGCCUCUACGUACUUCUGGUUGCUAGUUUACCGUUGAUGUGUUGCCAGUUAUUACCAACUUACCACGUACUCUCAAUUACUGCUCAAUUAGUAGUAGUACGAAUUUGUAUGGUUGCAUGAACCUUGAUGUGUUGCCAGUUACCACGUACUCUAGCAUUGGUGCUAUCUUUUAACCUUGAUGUGUUGCCAUUGUAGCAGUAUGCUAUGUUUUCUUUAAAACUUUAGAUUAUCUA
Sorghum bicolor (sorghum) is the source of this 1244-nucleotide messenger RNA. RefSeq lists its product as uncharacterized. NCBI's taxonomy places the organism in Eukaryota, Viridiplantae, Streptophyta, Magnoliopsida, Poales, Poaceae. The transcript is spliced from 4 exons. The record is from RefSeq and is a predicted model, not a curated record. Bases 1 to 972 code for a protein of 323 amino acids.